CAAGCAGGUUCAGGCCAUGUCCAAAGGGAAAGUGAGAAUUUAUCGUUGAUUCCAAAGUGCUGAUGAGCCUUGGCUCCUUUCCCGGACUGUGAGAAACGCCUGCAACAUCCUCUCGCUGGGUUUCUGUUUCUCCUAAAAGCCCCAUCUGGCCAUAAACGCUAAUCGACGGGAUUUUCUCCGUCCUGCCCAGACAGGAAAGUGUUCUCAGAGCUUUCAGGCGACUUCCAAAGGGCAGCCUGGGACACGAGGACAGCACGGCCUGGGCGGCGGGCAGCGGCCCAGGCCUCUGUCCGCUCCCACAGGUCACGCCAGCCUGCGCAUGCCCGGUACGGAACGGUCCCGGCCAUGCUGCGGGGCCUCCAGCACCCACCCCCACCCCCCGUGUACUAAACGAGGUGGGCCUUCCGUGGCUCCCAACUGACCCCAGCACCUCUUUUCUCUUGUCCAAAAGGCCUUCUCCGGUCACUACACACUGUGGUCGAAGGACCCUACGAAGCCUCGCCGGGCAGCCCCUGACCCGAUACCCCUGACCCUUCUGGCAUCCACCCAAGCCUCGUGUGGAAACUGCAAAACGGGCCUCGCGCCCGGCGUCGUCCCCCUCCCGCCCAAAGCCUCCGGAGCGGGAGACCGUGGACCGGACGCGGGCAGAGAGCAGACAUUCCGAGGAGCGCGGCCACUACCUUUAUCUCAGGGCGCUCCUCCGGCCGGAUCAGCGCGGGCAGCACGAGAACCCAGCAGCCGCGUGAGAGGUGCCUGUAGCGUCCCCACUGAAAGUUCUGGAAGACGGCUGGCUGGGCAUGCGCAGCGCGCGCGUCUCGGCCCCCAGGGAAGUCAGCUGGGCCGCCCCACCCCGGGGAAUUACGGAGGAUACGCACGCGCAGGCGCAGUAUCGAGGAACCCCAACAAUGAGGAAUAGACGCUGUUCCUGCAUCACCACCACCCAAGGAGCAAUCCAGUCAAAAUUCUUAAAGGAUCUUAAACAAUUUGCCCCAAGCUCUUAUUGUGAGAAAACUGAAAUCAUUGCAACAAUGAGGAAUGGAUUUCAAACGUGUCUAAACCCAGACGUGGCAGUUGUGCAAGAAUUGAUUAAAGAGUGGGAAAAACAGGUCAACCAAAAGAAAAAGCAAAAAAAAGGGAAAAGAUAUAAAAAAAGCAAGAAAGUUUUAAAAGUUAAAAAAUCUCAACAUCCUCGUCAAAAGAGGACCACAUAAACAACCACUUUACCAGCAAGUGUUUUGUGUGAAAAUGUUCUUUUUAGUUAUACUGAAAUAAUUCUAAAAGGGGAUGGCAACUUAAUACAUAAGCUUUUUUUUUUUUUUCUAGAGAAGUUUAAACAUUGUUGUGAAAUUGUAAUUAAAGCUAGAAAGUUGCUUUCAAAAUCCAAAUGUAAAGAGUUGUUACAGGCUAUAGUUGGACUUUGUUCUUCUACCACCAACCAACUGACUUUCAUCAUGCUGAAGAUCACAGUCUUAACACCCACAUCUGGACAAACGCACACACAAUCACAUCCUGUACACGGUCCCAUCCCACACGUAGCAGCUUCCUGGAAGAGCAGCCCUGUGCUUCCCAGGCCACAGAUUCCAGCCUCCAGAGGAUAUUCCGAGGCUCAUGCCCGCAAGCCCCAGCCUGUUCACAUGUUAGGAAGCCAAGGAGUUUGGAACCGAGCUGGACCUCACCAAGCUGCCAGGCCAUUUAGCAUCUGUACUUGAACCCGCCUACAGGUCUCACCAUGUUUCUGAGAGACACAUGCUGGUUGUUUCUGGGGACCACCACCGAAGAACACUAGCACUGGGCUUUCAGAAGCUUAUGUCCAGCUUCUGAGGACAUGGGACCCCAUCUUAGCUGCCCAAGCUCACACUGUAUGUCUUACUGUUUAUCUUUGCUUCCAUCAAGCCUGUUCUCACUGUCUCAGCUACACAGGUCAUUCACCUGGCUCUACUCCUCAUCACUCUUUCCCCAGCACUCCACAAGAAUGCCGCCUUCUCCCUACUGAUCCUACUUGGACCAGUCUUUGGCUCGGUUUAAUCCUGCCUCUUAAACAAAACCUUCUGGACAUUUGAAUUCUCUUAAAACUCUCCUUUCACGUGUUCAGUACCAUACAGUUGAGCACUUGACUGUUCUCCAAUUAAUUUUUGCAUGUUUAUUCUAUUUCUCCGGCCAGAUUGCCAGCUCCUUGAGGGCAGCAAACCACAGUUUAUUUCCUUGAAUCUGUCGCCAUGCCUAGUAGACUGUGAACCAGGUUUUGAAUAAUUUGUCAGUUGCCGUUUUGACAGGUAGGAGGGCAACCAGGCCAUCUCAGAGCAGGAACUGUCUAUACUGGCUACUCCGUAUUGUCUAACCCUUGGUAACCUCUUUUAUUCCUUAUCUUCAGGCCAUUGUCACUGCGGGAAUGGGGUUGAUGCAACAGUCUUGCCUUAGGACAGGAUGUUAACGUGGCCUCUCCAGCAAAUAGGAAGACAAUGUUUAAUCACCGGAUAUUCUGAACUGUUUUCAUGAAAUAGUACAGGAUACUUAGAAUCAUAGAAUUUACAGUAGGAAGGAGCUUUGUGCAACCUUUCCCGACCCAGUACAAAAAUUCCUCCAGUACCGUUCCUGACCUGCCUGUUUUCUAUGUCUGACAAGAAAGCCACCAAGUGCCUUUUGAAAACUCAUUUUAGGUAGCUAUAAAUGUCAUUGUCCAUUUCAGAGUUUGUAGAGUAUUGUGAUUACUAAUUACCAUACCAGGUCUCAGAGGAAGGGUGAGAAUUAAGACACCAAGAGCUGGAGGGAGCGGGAGAUCCUGUUGGCGGAGGCAUGGCUGGUGCUCAUUUAGCUUCAACAGGUCCUAGAAACCCUCUUGAAGAGCAGGUUCAGUGAAUUGUGUAGGAGAGAACAUCUCUGGCCAGAAUUUAAACUUACACCUACUCUGCCAGACUUUGUCACUUGUAACAUUGCAGGAGAUUUCUAGUGCUGCCUAGAGGUGAUCCCAUCCAAACAGCAUCGUAUCUAAUCCUGAAACUCUUCAGCUCCUUCAAUAUGUAACCCCCGAAAACUCUGAACAUUCCAUAGUUUGAGAGUUUGGACCCAGGUACCAUGUAUCUCACAGGUAAAGUGGGUAGUGCAGGGUGCAUGGGUGGCUCGGUUGGGUAAGUCACUGCCUUCAGCUCAGGUCAUGAUCCUGGAGUCCCAGGAUCGAGCCCCAUAUCAGGCUCCGUGCUCAUCCGGGAGUCUGCUUCUCCCUCUGACCCUCCUCCAUCUCAUGCUCUCUCUCUCUCUCAUUCUCCCUCAAAUAAAUAAAAUCUUUUAAAAAAUGGAUCUUGCAUAACAAAUAACCAGAGACCACAUCUUUAACUAAGUACCUAUGACAUGUAUGACAUGAUAAUCAUUCAUUACUUAUAUAUGCACGUAUACUCUCUAAGCAAUAAUUAAGUUCAAAUCAGUUUUGGCAUAUAUAACUUGUACUUUCAAAUACUUUCUUUGUUAAAAGACAAUAGCAUCAAUAAAAAGACCAUUGAU
Messenger RNA from Lutra lutra (Eurasian river otter), 3495 nucleotides. It is a transcript of the gene CXCL9, whose product is annotated as C-X-C motif chemokine ligand 9. The coding region runs from base 798 to 1211 and encodes 137 amino acids. Gene Ontology annotation, molecular function: chemokine activity; CXCR chemokine receptor binding. Gene Ontology annotation, biological process: inflammatory response; cellular response to lipopolysaccharide; neutrophil chemotaxis. Gene Ontology annotation, cellular component: extracellular region. The transcript has 4 exons. The record is from RefSeq and is a predicted model, not a curated record. Lineage: Eukaryota; Metazoa; Chordata; Mammalia; Carnivora; Mustelidae.